CAGAGAAGCAGCAUCACCUGAAGCAGAGCUUCUAAGCUGUCUUCCUUCUGCUGUGGCCGAGGUAUAUGGAAGUCCUUCAGUCAAAAGAGCCAUGAUGAGAAACAUCUGCGUCUACCUGCUGCUCAUCCUUCCUCCUGUCUACGGGCAGCAAUCAGACCUCAGACAUGGCAUACUUACAGAGUAUGAUGAAAAGAAGACCUGGCACGAAGCUCAGUCUUUCUGCAGGGAGAAACACAUUGACCUGGUUACUAUCAGAAGGAAAGAAGAUAAUCCAGUCCCUCGGAAUGACGAGGUCUGGAUCGGAUUGUACCAGAAGGAGACGAACCUUUGGAAAUGGUCCAGAGGAGACGAGAAAGCAACCUACUUCGAGUGGGAUGGUGGUGAACCAAAUGAUCAAAAUCCACGCUGUGUUAGGUCAGUUAAAGGUAAAUGGCGUGAUAAAGGCUGUGGGGAAAAUUACUGUUUCAUGUGUUUCGAUGAGAAGCUGGUUCUGGUGAAGGAGAACAAAACAUGGGAGGAGGCGUUAGACCACUGCAGGUCUCUGGAGGGAGAGAAUCCAGACUCUGUGUUCUGGAAGCCCAGCUAUGACCUGGCCACCCUGAUCACUGAAGAUGAUCACGACUAUGCACGAGAGAAAGCACAGCAGGCUACCACAGAUGAGGUGUGGACGGGCCUGCGUUUCCUGGGUGACGGCUGGUUCUGGGUGGGUGGAGAACCGGUGCAGUACCAGGAUAUUCCAAGCUGCCCGGCUUACGGCUGUGGUGUCCUGGAGAAGAACAGCAACACAUCCUUUGGGCUCAGAGCCUGCAGUCAGAGAAGAAACUUCUUCUGUUACAAGAGGCCUUAAAACUAUUUAAAGACAGGUGCUCAUCUAUCAGCUGCUUCUACCUGCUGUUAAUAACACCAGGAAUCUCUGCAGCUCAUCCACAGGUAAAGACUCCUCAUCGCUGCUGCUUGACUGCUGCCAAUGUCUCUUCUGAAAAAGAAUAAGAGAUAAAUGUUCCUCUGCUGCCACCUUCAGGAAUCUGACGAUAACUGCAGCCACGUUUGUUUCUCUCAGUAAAGCAGCAACAAUGAAGAAUCUUUACUUAUGGCGGUGUUAUUAAAACAUGAAUUGCAGGUAAAACCAGGUGAAAUAUGACACCAGGCAUUUAAUACAUUUACUGAUAUAGUGAACUGGAGUAGAAAUUUGACGUGUGUGUUUGACUUUCCAGUUCAUGACAGUACUUUACUACGACAGUUCAGAGGGAAAUAUUGAACGUUUGUUAUAUUAAUCUAACCUUCAAAGUUAAUUCUUUACUUUUUUUCAACAUUUUAGAAAGAAAACAUUAAUAAAUAAUUUAUUAAUCAGUUAGUUUAGAAAGUAAUAGAAAUAAUCAGCAGCCUUUUGUAAAGUUUGAAGCCAUUAAUACACUGCCUAGCCAUAAAACAAAGGUCGUCACCAAAAUAAAAGGUCACACACUGAUAUUUUGUUGGACCUCUUUUAGCUUUGAUUACAGCAUUCGCUGUGGCAUUGUUUCAAUAAGCUUCUACAGUCUUAUUAUUAAGAGUUUUUUCCAUCCAAUGAUGCAUUCACUUUUCACCAAGGUUUUGUAUUGAUGAUGGGAGAGUCCGAUACGUAAGUUAAUUUAAUUAAGAUGAAUAUAUUGCCCAGAUAACUUUUUAUUUUUCAAUCAUUACCUGUUGUGGUACCAAUCAAGCAGUUUAGUGACUGGAAUAGAAGAAUAUCAUCUUUAAUUUGGGAAUAUCAAAAUCCAAGGGUGAAAUUUCAGACACUACAAUUGUCUGAAGAGGAAGGAGGGACGGCCUUGUUUAAAGGGUUAUUACCAAACUGCACAGCUGAGAAUUUUACUGGUGUCAUCCUAAAUAUGAAAGGAAAACUACAUGGAAAACUUUGGAAGAGAAUUCAUUAAAGGGACUAAUGUGAGACUAAUCUUUUUUUAAGCUAAAACUUCCUGAAAAUGAAUAAUGGGAUCCAAGGUACAGCAGAUUUAAGCAAUGGGCUAGAAAAGGGAUAACCUCAUACUGGAUGAUAAGAUCAGAAAUAGAGCUAUGUUCAUUUCAACCGUUAGUGGAUCUAAAUUACUUAGAGAUAUCUUCAACUGAGACAAAAUCGAGAGCUGAUUCAGAAUCUGAAAUGGCACUUACAGAUUUAUUAGUUAAUUCAUAUAAAGGUACUUUUAGUAAUAAGUUGAUUUCAAAUAUUUAUUUGGCCUUGCACUCUGAGAAAGGACAUUUCACAAGUUACAUGAAAUGAAAAUGGGAGAAAGAGGCCAGGGGGAUAUUAUCUAAGGAAGACUGGAGAAAUAUUUAGAAAUCCCAAUUCUGUACUUCAAGUUCAGAUUUCUGGAAGAAAUCUUCACAUCUUUUGGGAAUGUCCGAGCAUCAUGACAUCCUGGGUGCAGGUGGUGGGGGAAACUAACAGGCUAUAGGAUCUAAAUUGGAUGUGAGUUUUAGUAUUAUUUAUCUGGGCAAUAUACCAAAAACCAUGACAGGAAGGAGAAGAUCCCUACUAUCGCCGAAUGGUUGGAAUAGUUAAUGAAAUUUAUAUAAUGGAAAAAAUGACGUUCUCUCUUUGAGUUUAGGUCAUGUCCCAAAAUUGAAAAACGAAUUAGUGAAAGAUAUUUGAUUCUGAGGGACAUGGAACAACGAGAGGACUUAAGCUCUGUUAGGAAAUUUAUUAAAGGACUGUGUAACAUGUUGAGGAAUAAGAUGUUUGGUAAACUCCAUUUGUUCUCAUUCCUGUCAGCAUCAUUUAUUUUCUUCUCUUUUUAAUUUUGAUUUUGUUGAUGUAGUGUAUGCUGCUGUUUUCACAAAAAAGUAAAAAGAUGUUCAUGAGUCUCAAAUCUCGAGUCUGACUCGAGUCUCAUUGACUGAUCGACCCAUCUCUGAUAGGUAGGUCUUAAAAUAAACCAUUCUUGUUGUUUCCCUGAAUUACUUUGUACAUUCAGUUCAACUUCCAAUUGUUUUAUCUGUUUUUCAAGUUUUUCCAUCUCUAUUUUUUUACGUUAAAAUUGGUAUUUGUAUAGCUGAUGACUUCUCCUUCAAUAAAAGCCUUAAAUGCUUCCCAUCUUAUAGAAGCAUUUAACUGAUUUGGAUUUCUGGUCUCCAUAAAUUUGAAAACUCUGCGUUAUGGAGCCAUUUUGCUAGAAACCUCCAGUUGGAUAGAUAAUUUACCACUUCAAAGGAGACUGAGACGUUUUUACCUUUAGAUAUCAGCUUUCUGGACCCUAAAAACAAUCUACUCUAGACUAAGAAUUAAAGGAGAAAUUUGUAAUAUUUUAACCGCCAUUAAAAACGUCAUAGUGUGUAACUAGAGAUCAGGGAAAGGCUGUUCUCGUAUAAAAUGGGGCAUUCCAGACCAGAAUCAUUUCGCUGUGUUUUGGUGCUGCUCCUCUACUUCCUGAUUCAACAACCAAUCAUGUUCUAACAGCUGUAUCCCACUUCAGGGUCUGCACACUUAGAAGUGCUGAUUCGUGGGCUACAUACGCUAACGUGGUGCGCCAAGCGGUGUCCCAUUUCGAAGGACCCUCCGAAUCCACCCUACAAAUCCGCACUUUGCUUGGCCUCAAGUAAAGGCUGCUGGUGAUGCUUCACGGCCUUUUUUCUCGCAGGAGUCAUCGCACACAAGACGACAGCAAAUGAGCAACAAUGCCCAUACACUUUACUUUGUACACUUUAGUAGAAACAUGAUCAAACCAAGUAAAAACACACAAAGAAACAAACAAAUAAAAAAAUUUGUUAAAAUGUAGCAUUAAAAUUCUGUAAUAUUUCAUAUUUGUGAUGUUAAAGAAGAUAAUA
Molecule: messenger RNA, 3801 nt
Organism: Melanotaenia boesemani (Boeseman's rainbowfish)
Lineage: Eukaryota; Metazoa; Chordata; Actinopteri; Atheriniformes; Melanotaeniidae
Product: macrophage mannose receptor 1-like
Exons: 4
Coding region: 92-847 (251 amino acids)
Source: RefSeq, a predicted model, not a curated record